AUGGGCGCCAUGCGGGACGGCAGCCCCAUCGCGCGGGCCCUGUUCGAAAAGGCGUAUGCGUCCAAAAAGGCGGCCCUGGAAGCCGGGGACCUGAGUGGCGGCCGCUGGGCGCCGCUGUGGGACCGGCUGGUGUUCAGCAAGAUCAGGGCCAAGCUGGGGGGGCAGGUCAAGUACCUAACCUCGGGCGCGUCCCCCAUCAGUGCGGAGGUGAUGCAGUUCCUGCGAAUCUGCUUCUGCUGCGCCGUGCUGGAGGGCUACGGCAUGACGGAGACCAGCUGCACCAUAUCCAUCACGCGCCAGGACGACCCCACCAUCGGACACGUGGGCGCCCCCCUACCGUGCUGCGAGGUGAAGCUGGCCGACAUCCCAGAGAUGAACUACACGCGCAGCGACAAGCCCUACCCACGGGGUGAGGUGUGUGUGCGAGGGCCCACCAUUUUUAAGGGCUACUACAAGGAUGAUGCGCAGACGCGAGACGUGGUGGACGCCCAGGGGUGGCUGCACACCGGUGACGUGGGCAUGUGGCUGCCGGGCGGCCGCCUCAAGAUCAUCGACCGGAAGAAGAACAUCUUCAAGCUAGCCCAAGGGGAGUAUGUGGCGCCAGAGAAGAUUGAGAACGUCUACGCACGCAGCCCAUUCGUGCUGCAGUCCUUUGUGUACGGCGACAGCCUGCGGGCGCAGCUGGUGGCGGUGGUGGUGCCGGACCCGGAGCACCUGCUGCCCUGGGCGCGCGACAGGGGGUGA
Molecule: messenger RNA, 744 nt
Organism: Monoraphidium neglectum
Lineage: Eukaryota; Viridiplantae; Chlorophyta; Chlorophyceae; Sphaeropleales; Selenastraceae
Exons: 8
Coding region: 1-744 (247 amino acids)
Cellular component (GO): membrane; endoplasmic reticulum
Molecular function (GO): long-chain fatty acid-CoA ligase activity
Source: RefSeq, a predicted model, not a curated record